GCCGGCUGCACCUUCGGGGGGUCGGAACCCCCGCCUGGCGCCCGCUCAUCCGUCUCCAGACAUCGGGUGCUCGGCGCCCCCUCCGCCGGGGUCCUGCCAAGAAUCCUUGGCGGAGGAGGGAUGCCCAGUGGCCUUCUGGCAGGUCUGGACGAGCCCCGCCUGGGCCCAAGUGUGCAGAGGAUGGAAACACUCCCCCGGCAAUGUCUCUGGGCCGCCUCCUUCGCCGGGCCUCCUCCAGAGCCUCGGACCUCCUGACCCUCACCCCGGCUGGCAGUGGCGGGCCCCCCUCCGUCCUGGAUGGGGAGAUCAUCUACUCCAAGAACAAUGUCUGCGUGCACCCGCCCGAGGGGCUGCAGGGGCUGGGGGAGCACCACCCAGGCUACCUGUGCUUGUACAUGGAGAAGGACGAGCUGCUGGGGGCCACCCUCAUCCUCGCGUGGGUCCCCAACUCUCGGAUCCAGAGACAGGAUGAGGAGGCUCUGCGUUACGUCACCCCCGAGAGCUCCCCUGUGCGCAGGGCACCCCGCCCACGGGCCCGCCGCACACAGAGCUCGGGGACCCCCCACCAGCCCUCCCCGACGGAGCCAAGGCCCACCCUGAUCCCCAGAGAUGAGGACAUCCUGGUGGUGGCCCAGAGCCUCCGGGACACCGUGCAUAUCAGCCCUUCCCUGGAGGAUGGAGAGAAGCUGGCCCAGGGCCUGGGGAUGGAUGGCCCCCUCGCGGCCUCGCAGCCAGCCCACAGUGACUCUGGGAUCUUGUCCACCAUCAGUUCGCAGGAUGGGACCGAGGAGGGGAGGGAGCUGCGGCCCGAGGCGGGCGAGGAGGAGGGCUCCUUGGAGUUGUCAGCCGACGGUGUGAGCAGGGACAGCUCCUUCGACUCGGAUUCUGACGCCUUCUCUUCGCCCUUCUGCCUCUCGCCCAUCAGCGCCGCCCUUGCGGAGAGCAGCGGCUCUGUGUUCCUGGAGAGCGAGAGCAGCUCCCCCUCCAGCGCGGACGCCCACCUGCGCUUCUCGGACAGUGACGGCCUCCUGCAGACCCCGCGCUGGGACGAGCCACAGCGGGCGUGUGCCCUGGAGCAGAUCUGUGGCGUGUUCCGUGUGGACCUGGGGCACAUGCGCUCCCUCCGCCUGUUCUUCAGCGACGAGGCCUGCACCAGUGGCCAGCUGGUGGUCGCCAGCCAGGAGAGCCAGUACAAGGUUUUCCACUUCCACCACGGGGGCCUGGACAAGCUGUCGGACGUGUUUCAACAGUGGAAAUACUGCGCCGAGACGCACCUCAAAGACCAGCAGGUCGCCGACGAAAAGACGUGCAUGCGGUUCUCCAUCCGUCGGCCCAAACUGCCCUCGUCCGAGACGCACCCCGAGGAGAGCAUGUACAAGAGGCUGGACGUCUCCGCCUGGCUGCGCCACCUGAACGAGCUGGGCCAGGUGGAGGAGGAGUACAAGCUGCGCAAGGCCAUUUUCUUCGGCGGCAUUGAUGUGUCAAUCCGGGGGGAGGUCUGGCCCUUCCUGCUGCGUUAUUACAGCCACGAGUCCACGUCGGAGGAGAGGGAGGCCAUGCGGGUGCAGAAGCGGAAGGAGUACGCGGAGAUCCAGCAGAAAAGGCUCUCCAUGACUCCCGAAGAGCACAGAGCCUUCUGGCGCAAUGUGCAGUUCACCGUGGACAAGGAUGUGGUUCGCACAGAUCGGAGCAACCAGUUCUUCCGAGGCGAAGGCAAUCCCAACGUGGAGAGCAUGAGGAGGAUCCUGCUGAACUACGCCGUGUACAACCCGGCCAUCGGCUACUCCCAGGGCAUGUCGGACCUGGUGGCACCCAUCUUGGCCGAGGUCCUGGACGAAUCAGACACCUUCUGGUGCUUUGUGGGUUUGAUGCAGAACACCAUCUUCGUCAGCUCUCCUCGGGACGAGGACAUGGAGAAACAGCUGCUGUACCUGCGGGAGCUGCUUCGGCUGACACACCUACGCUUCUACCAGCACCUGGUCUCGCUGGGGGAGGACGGCCUGCAGAUGCUCUUCUGCCACCGCUGGCUCCUGCUGUGCUUUAAACGGGAGUUCCCUGAGGCUGAGGCCCUGCGAAUCUGGGAGGCCUGCUGGGCCCACUACCAGACAGAUUACUUCCAUCUUUUCAUCUGUGUGGCCAUCGUGGCCAUCUACGGGGAUGAUGUCAUUGAGCAGCAGCUGGCCACCGACCAGAUGCUCCUGCACUUUGGAAACCUGGCCAUGCACAUGAACGGGGAGCUCGUUCUCAGGAAGGCCAGGAGUUUGCUGCAUCAGUUUCGUCUCCUGCCUCGAAUCCCGUGCAGCCUGCACGACUUGUGUAAGCUGUGUGGGACCGGCAUGUGGGACAGUGGUUACAUACCCGCUGUAGAGUGUACGGGCCACCACCCAGGAUCAGAGAGCUGUCCUUACGGGGGCACAGUGGAGAUGCCUUCACCCAAGCCCCCAAGAGAGGGCAAGAAGGGCCCAAAGACACCUCGGGACGGCUUCAGUUUCCGUAGAUAGGUUGGGCUCCCUGCGCUGGACGAGGGUCGAGGGGACCUCACUGGAGGUCCUGAGCAUGUUGGGGGGGGGGGGGG
Messenger RNA from Equus quagga, 2575 nucleotides. RefSeq names its product TBC1 domain family member 16 (gene TBC1D16). The record is from RefSeq and is a predicted model, not a curated record. Gene Ontology annotation, biological process: activation of GTPase activity. The coding region runs from base 201 to 2501 and encodes 766 amino acids. Lineage: Eukaryota; Metazoa; Chordata; Mammalia; Perissodactyla; Equidae. Gene Ontology annotation, cellular component: early endosome. The transcript has 12 exons. Gene Ontology annotation, molecular function: GTPase activator activity.